This is a messenger RNA of Epinephelus lanceolatus (giant grouper), 675 nucleotides long. NCBI's taxonomy places the organism in Eukaryota, Metazoa, Chordata, Actinopteri, Perciformes, Serranidae. The record is from RefSeq and is a predicted model, not a curated record.
CUUAUGAUUACCAUGACCUGGAUGACUGAGAAUCUUCACCAACAAGUCACUAACAUGGAGUUUCACAAAUUUGUGACCAAAAUUUGAGAGAAAUAUAUCUAUUAAGUGCUAAGGUGCAUAAAAAAGUGUUAGAUCUUUAAUGUAUACUUGUGAAAAAUGGGAGCAAAAACAAAAGUGUUGCCUUUUUGUUCAGAAACCAACACAAACUAAAGUAUUGCUUUUGACAAGAGCUUCACUGAUGAUGAGUUGAACUGGACACAAUCCAGUAACUUUGACAGCUCAGAUCCAAACCAAAUGUUAGUCUAGCUUAUGAAACACUUUGUCUGUAGAACUUUCCUCAGGACAACCAGAAGGUUCGUCUGUCUGUUAACGGCUUCCUGUGUGCAUUUGAGAUCCCAGUGCCAGGUUCACCAAUGUCACUGAGCUCACCCACACUGACAGACAUCACUCCAAUAGCCAACAACUUGGCUUCCAAUGGAAACAUGGGCAAUAAGCCCAUCCUCAUCCCCAAUGGUGGGCCCAGCACCAUGGUGCCCUGUAACCCAGAGAUGCUCCUGGCCAAUGGAGUUGCCAACGGACACAUUACACCAGUGCAGGAGAGCCCCUUCAUUGGAUACAUCAUUGCCAUGCACAGAAAGAUGGUGAGAACUCUAUACAAAAGAAGUGUGCUGUACU